Messenger RNA from Prorocentrum cordatum, 852 nucleotides. The record is from the annotation of a GenBank genome assembly. NCBI's taxonomy places the organism in Eukaryota, Dinophyceae, Prorocentrales, Prorocentraceae.
AGCCAUUUCGGCUCAGGCUGCAGGCUCGGUGCUUCCGCUCGCUGUGCCCCGAGUUCCGCACCACCAGCGGCGCCGACCGGGUCCAGGCACGAGGCCGCCGCGUGCGCCUCGCAACGACAUGAGGGUCCGCGGUGCCACGGCCGCGCCCGCCUCGGACGAGGCCGGGAGCCCCGCGGCAGCCAGGGAGGAGGGCGAGGCCGCUCCUGUCGGCGGCCCGCCGUUCUGCAUCCUCCUCGCGCUGCCGCUGCUGGCGGUCCCCUACCUGGCCGACCUCGCCGCCGCGCCCCCCGGCCCCGUCGUGGAGGGGCCGGCGGACGGCGGCGGCGCCGCGGUCGUGUCGCUGCGCGGCGCCGGCGCCGCCACGACCGCCGCCGCCGCGGGCGACGACUGCCUGGAGGCCGAGGGGGUGCUGCUGAGCAGCAGCAGCAGCAGCUGGGGCCAGGGGCCGGCGGGCGCGGCGGAAGGCUGGCGGGCGGCGCGCGACCAGGAGGGCGAGUGGCUGCAAGCCGACCUGGGUGUCCCGCGCCGGGUCUGCGGGGCCUACGUGCAGGGCCUUGAGGACUGCUGGGUCGCCAGGUUCUCUCUGCAGCUGUCCGCGGACGCCCUGGCUUGGACGCCGGCGCCCUCGGGAGGUGCCGUCGCCGGGCCCGGGGGCGCGGCGGAGCGGUCGGAGGUGCUGCUGCAUCCAGGCGCGCAGGAGGCGCGGUACGUGAGGUUCACGGCCGAGGCGUGGGAAAACCACGUGUGCAUGCGCGUGGGAGUGAUGGUUCAGCCCGCGGCGGCGCCGGAAGAAAAUGCACGGACGAAGAGCCCAAGCGCACGCAGUUGCAAGCACGGCAAAGCAGGUGACAG